This is a messenger RNA of Saimiri boliviensis boliviensis (Bolivian squirrel monkey), 3583 nucleotides long. RefSeq names its product Bardet-Biedl syndrome 9 (gene BBS9). NCBI's taxonomy places the organism in Eukaryota, Metazoa, Chordata, Mammalia, Primates, Cebidae. Gene Ontology annotation, cellular component: membrane; BBSome. The record is from RefSeq and is a predicted model, not a curated record. Gene Ontology annotation, biological process: cilium assembly.
UGCGCAGUGGCAUCCGUUGUAAGUGCUAUGACAACCGGGCGAAGAUGGCUCAGAGUUAGGCUGAGGAGGGGAGGUGUCCCUUCCGCUGCGGCCGUCGGGUUUCUGCUGCAUCCCACUCACCGCCUCCUCCAUCCUUUCCUCCUCUGUGUGAGCAGAAGGACUUGCAGUUGUUCUUGUCUGCUUAGUGUCUUCCAAGGGAUAGAUGCCGUUUCCUCUGCUGCUCUCUGGGGGUGACGGGGGGCGCAGGGGAGCUUUUUGGGGGAAUUGCUCCAACUCUGUGGAGCUAGUGGUGCUGCCUGGUGGAGCUCUCUCUUUGCCCGGGACGUGGAACAAGUUCGAACGCCAGAACGAGAGGGAACAGUAAAGCCAAAGGUUGCUUUUCUCUGCACUCUCCGUUCUUGCUCCCUCUGCUCACUGGGACCUUGUCAGGCGUUGGCAAAGGGAAAUUUGCGGAACUAAGGUUCACAGAAAGGUGGGGCAGAGCUCAUCUGACGUGGCAUCAGAGUGAAAGAAAAUGUCUUUAUUUAAAGCCCGUGAUUGGUGGUCUACUAUUCUAGGAGAAAAAGAAGAAUUUGAUCAAGGAUGUUUGUGUUUGGCUAAUGUUGACAAUAGUGGAAAUGGACAAGAUAAAAUAAUUGUAGGUAGCUUUAUGGGAUACCUAAGGAUCUUUAGCCCCCAUCCUACAAAAACAGGAGAUGGAGCUCAAGCUGAAGAUUUGCUGCUAGAAGUGGAUCUACGAGAUCCAGUACUUCAAGUGGAAGUAGGAAAGUUUGUUUCAGGUACUGAAAUGCUGCAUUUGGCUGUGUUGCAUUCUAGAAAACUUUGUGUCUACUCUGUCUCAGGAACCUUGGGUAAUGUGGAACAUGGGAAUCAAUAUCAGAUGAAAUUGAUAUAUGAACAUAAUCUUCAGAGAACAGCCUGCAAUAUGACCUAUGGAUCAUUUGGUGGUGUAAAAGGUCGAGAUUUAAUUUGUAUCCAGUCUAUAGAUGGAAUGCUGAUGGUAUUUGAGCAGGAGAGCUAUGCUUUUGGAAGAUUUCUCCCUGGCUUUCUUCUGCCUGGCCCUCUUGCCUACAGUUCCCGUACAGAUUCCUUCAUUACCGUCUCUUCCUGCCGACAAGUGGAAAGCUAUAAGUACCAAGUACUUGCUUUUGCAACAGAUGCAGAUAAAAGGCAGGAGACUGAACAGCAAAAACUUGGUUCUGGAAAAAGACUAGUAGUGGAUUGGACUCUAAAUAUUGGAGAGCAAGCCCUUGAUAUAUGUAUUGUCUCUUUCAAUCAGUCAGCAUCUUCUGUUUUUGUUCUUGGUGAGAGAAACUUUUUUUGCCUUAAGGAUAAUGGACAAAUUCGAUUUAUGAAGAAGCUUGAUUGGAGCCCAAGUUGUUUUCUGCCAUAUUGCUCAGUCUCUGAAGGGACAAUAAAUACUUUGAUUGGAAACCAUAAUAACAUGUUGCAUAUUUAUCAAGAUGUGACACUGAAGUGGGCCACCCAACUCCCCCACAUUCCUGUAGCAGUAAGAGUGGGCUGUUUGAAUGAUUUAAAGGGAGUGAUAGUCACUCUUAGUGAUGAUGGUCACUUGCAGUGUUCAUACCUGGGGACAGAUCCUUCUCUGUUCCAAGCUCCAAACGUUGAAUCUCGAGAACUAAACUAUGAUGAACUUGAUGUAGAAAUGAAAGAACUGCAGAAAAUCAUCAAAGAUGUUAACAAAUCACAAGGUGUUUGGCCCAUCACUGAGAGAGAAGAUGACUUGAACGUUUCUGUUGUGGUUUCUCCUAACUUUGAUUCAGUUUCUCAAGCAACCGAUGUUGAGGUGGGAACUGACCUUGUCCCUUCUGUCACAGUGAAGGUCACACUACAGAAUAGAGUGGUAUUGCAAAAAGUCAAAUUAUCAGUCUGCGUGCAACCACCAUUAGAAUUGACUUGUGAUCAGUUCACCUUUGAAUUUAUGACACCAGAUUUGACUAGAACAGUAAGCUUUUCUGUUUAUCUGAAAAGAAGUUAUACACCAUCUGAAUUGGAAGGAAAUGCUGUUGUUUCUUAUUCCAGACCAACAGAUCGAAAUCCUGAUGGUAUUCCUCGAGUUAUGCAAUGUAAAUUUAGACUUCCCCUAAAGUUAAUUUGCCUACCAGGUCAGCCUUCAAAAACUGCAAGCCACAAAAUUACUAUUGAUACCAACAAAUCUCCAGUCAGUCUUCUUAGUCUUUUCCCAGGCUUUGCCAGUCAGUCAGAUGAUGAUCAGGUGAAUGUAAUGGGUUUUCACUUCUUAGGAGGUUCCCGAGUUACUCUUCUUGCUUCCAAAACUUCUCAACGAUAUCGCAUUCAGAGUGAACAAUUUGAAGAUCUUUGGCUCAUAACCAGUGAGCUUAUUCUUCGCCUCCAAGAAUAUUUUGAAAAACAGGGAGUCAAAGAUUUUGCAUGUUCUUUUUCUGGAUCUAUGCCCCUUCAAGAAUAUUUUGAGUUGAUUGAUCAUCAUUUUGAGCUACGGAUAAAUGGUGAAAAAUUAGAAGAACUCUUAUCUGAGAGAGCUGUGCAAUUUCGGGCCAUUCAACGCCGGCUCUUAACAAGAUUCAAAGAUAAAACCCCUGCCCCUCUUCAACACCUGGACACCUUGUUAGAUGGAACCUAUAAGCAGGUAAUUGCUCUAGCAGACGCAGUGGAGGAAAACCAAGGCAGUCUGUUCCAGUCAUUCACCAGGCUGAAGAGUGCCACCCAUUUGGUGAUUCUGCUGAUUGGGCUGUGGCAGAAGCUUAGUGCUGACCAGAUUGCUAUUCUGGAAGCGGCAUUUCUGCCACUACAGGAAGACACCCAAGAAUUGGGCUGGGAAGAAACGGUGGAUGCUGCCAUUUCCCACCUGUUGAAGACUUGCCUAUCAAAGAGUUCAAAGGAGCAGGCUUUGAACCUCAACAGCCAGCUGAACAUUCCCAAAGACACAAGCCAACUGAAGAAACAUAUCACCUUGCUUUGUGAUAGAUUAGCCAAAGGUGGCCGUCUCUGCCUAAGUACCGAUGCAGCGGCCCCACAGACUAUGGUCAUGCCAGGUGGUUGUACUACAAUCCCAGAGUCAGACUUAGAAGAAAGAUCAGUAGAACAAGACUCCACAGAACUGUUUACCAACCACAGACAUCUCACUGCAGAGACCUCCAGGCCUGAAGUUUCACCCCUCCAAGGAGUCUCGGAAUAAUCCAAAUAGAGUUGUUUGGUUGAGAGGAACAUGCCCGUCUCAAGGCUGAACCUGUUUGAACCUCAUGCUAAGCACAGUUAUAGGGCUGGUGCAGGUGCUUCCUAAAGCUUACCUUCCUGGAGAUGACACUGCAUAGAGAGGGGGGUUGGGACUUUAUAUUUUGCUAGGAGGACUUGUAACACCAUGGGCAAGUCAGUUUAAACUUGUCUUGUUUUGCCAGGAAAGGAAGUAGUUGCCUUUGGUCAUCCAUGUGCUAAUAGUCACAGAAUACAGUGAGUUGACAUCGUUUUGGGAUAGAUUUUAUAAUGCAGAGAUUCAGAUCCAAAAUAAUUUGAUAACCCAUUUUUUUCACAGAAUUCUUAUAGAGUACAUGUAUCAAGUUUAAUAAAGCAUCUCAUUGUCAAA